AUGUGGGAAGACAACAUCAAAUUCGAUCUCCACAUUCAAACUUCCCUCCUUGUCCAAACACAAAUUCAGCAUAUCCCCAACCGUUCCUUAAAUUGUACCAAUCCUCAACUGCCAAACAAAAGAAAGAAGCUUUGCAGAGUUGUCGAAGAUAAAGUUAAACCCAUUAUUGCACCUGAGUAGAGGAAGAGAGAAAAGCAGAAUCUAGCUACCCAAUCAAUCGUAUGUGAGCGAAGAAGAGAAGAGCAGAGAAAUGAGUGAACCCUAAUUUUUUUUUUUGGGCCGAUUAUUGUCUGGGUUGGGUUUUAAGCCUUAAAUAGUUGUACAGUCCACAUUAAAGCCUGUACAGUCCACUCUCGACCAGACCAAAAUUAGACUAAUACAGUAAAUGUUUAUUAUGCGGUGCACAGUUAAUGCAUACCAAAAUAUUGAAUGUGGUCCGAUUUUUCAGUCCACUUCAAAAAUAAAUCAUAAGUACCAAACUACUGGUC
This is a messenger RNA of Thlaspi arvense, 488 nucleotides long. The record is from the annotation of a GenBank genome assembly. NCBI's taxonomy places the organism in Eukaryota, Viridiplantae, Streptophyta, Magnoliopsida, Brassicales, Brassicaceae.